AUGGAAUUGCCAUAUAAAUUGGAUGAAUUGAGUCCCGAUUUAUCCGAGGAAGCUGUUAGGUUUCAUUAUCUUAAACAUCACAAAGGAUACGUAGAUAACUUAAAUAAAUUAGGACAAAAAUAUCCACAAAUUUUCAAUCAAACACUCGAAGAAUUGAUAAAGUCAGCAGAAGGAAAAGUAUAUGAAAAUGCAUGUCAAGUGUGGAAUCAUAACCAAUAUUGGUUAGGGCUUGAUCCAAAUAGUAAUGGAAAGCCUACACAAUUUGUGGAAGAUCUCAUUAACCUAACAUUUCAAACAUAUGAUAAUUUCAAACAACAAUUUAUUGAAACAGCAAUUAAUCAUUUUGGUAGUGGAUGGGUUUGGCUCCUGUAUUUCAAAAAUGAACCAAAAUUGAGAAUUGUAGAUACACAUGAUGGAAAUAAUCCAAUCAAACUAUUCAACAAUGACAAACCAUUAUUAACACUAGAUAUAUGGGAACAUGCAUACUAUAUCGAUUAUAGAAAUGAUAGAAGAGGAUACGUAAAUUCAUGGUUUAAUAAAAUUGACUGGAAUCGAGUAGAAAAAACCCUGAAGGAACUCAUGAAUCUUUGA
Messenger RNA from Theileria annulata, 591 nucleotides. RefSeq names its product superoxide dismutase. Gene Ontology annotation, biological process: superoxide metabolic process. Gene Ontology annotation, molecular function: superoxide dismutase activity; metal ion binding. Lineage: Eukaryota; Apicomplexa; Aconoidasida; Piroplasmida; Theileriidae. The transcript has 6 exons. The coding region runs from base 1 to 591 and encodes 196 amino acids. The record is from RefSeq and is a predicted model, not a curated record.